Molecule: messenger RNA, 1110 nt
Organism: Schistocerca americana (American grasshopper)
Lineage: Eukaryota; Metazoa; Arthropoda; Insecta; Orthoptera; Acrididae
Product: speckle-type POZ protein-like
Exons: 3
Coding region: 70-1110 (346 amino acids)
Biological process (GO): regulation of proteolysis; proteasome-mediated ubiquitin-dependent protein catabolic process
Cellular component (GO): cytoplasm
Molecular function (GO): ubiquitin protein ligase binding
Source: RefSeq, a predicted model, not a curated record
GGUGCUGUGCGGACGUGUGGUGGCUUUCGUGCUCCGUGGUCCGCUGUGCUGCGGUGUCUGGCGGCAGCGAUGUCGCGGAACCUGCCCAGCGACCUGGAGGGGCUGCUGGUGAGCGGGGAGGGCGCCGACGUGACGCUGGUGGCCGGCGCCUCGCAGCUGCCCGCGCACCGCACCGUGCUGGCGGCUCGCAGCCCCGUCUUCGCAGCCAUGUUGCGUCACCCUACACUCGAGGCGAGCAGCGGCCGUGUCCACAUUCCUGACGUAUCCGAGCCUGUGCUGGGCCAGCUGCUCGCCUUCGCCUACACGGACGAGGCGCCAGCGAUGGCGACCAUGGCGCACGACCUUCUCGCGGCGGCUGACAAGUACGACGUGGCGCUGCUCAAGAAGAGGUGCGAGCUGCAGCUGGCGAGUGACUUGUGCGUAGAGAGUGCGGCAAAAACCGCCGUGCUCGCCGUGCUGCACUCGUGUCCUCUGCUACGCGAGACGGCCGCCGCCUUCAUUAGGAGCCACCCCGUGCAGGUCAUGGGCACCCGCGGCUGGGAGGAGGCGCUGCGGAACCACCCGCAAAUACUCAUCGAAGUCUGUCGACACGUCGCAUCGACGACGUCAGCCAACAGGUCGGCGCGUGAAGCGCAGGAGUCGUCGGACAGGAUGCCGCAGCUGCACGAGGCGGCGAUCCGAGGCAGCGCGGAAGACGUGCGGAGACUGCUGGCAGCGGGCGCGCCGGUGGACGCGCGGAACGCGGCGGGCUGGACGGCGCUGCACUGCGCGGCGGCGCUGGGCCACGACCUGGUCGUGGCGAGUCUGCUGCGCGCCGGGGCCGACGUGGACGCGCGGGACCGCUGCGGGGACACGCCGCUGCACAAGGCGGCCUGGAUGCGGCGCGUCUCGCCCGCCUGCUUGCUGGCGGCCGCACACGCACACCUCGACGCACCGGGGGCGUCCGGCGGCACACCGCUGCACUGCGCCGCGCAGCUGGGCCACGCGGAAGUGGUGCGCGCACUGCUGCAGCUCGGUGCCGACCCCACCGCCACCGACCACUCCGGCAAGACGCCGUUCGACCUGGCCAAGCGCUACGGCAGAAGCGAAGUCGUCAACAUCCUCACAUAG